This is a messenger RNA of Castor canadensis (American beaver), 1911 nucleotides long. It is a transcript of the gene Tctn1, whose product is annotated as tectonic family member 1. The record is from RefSeq and is a predicted model, not a curated record. Gene Ontology annotation, biological process: cilium assembly; protein localization to ciliary transition zone. Gene Ontology annotation, cellular component: MKS complex. NCBI's taxonomy places the organism in Eukaryota, Metazoa, Chordata, Mammalia, Rodentia, Castoridae.
UGUGCGGAGGCUCUGCCGGGCCAUGGGGCCGCGGGGCUUCCCGCCUUUUCUGCUGGUGCUCCUGGGUUGCUGGGCCUCUGUGAGCGCCCAGGGCGAGGUCACCCCGGCGGUGACAACAGAAGACCUCAACUCCACCGAGGCAGCCCCAGCCACUCCCAGACCCUCCCUGUCGCCUAGGACCCUGGAGACCCCCAGGGCUCCGGAGCACUCAUCUGGCCCUAGGCCCACCCCGGUCACGGACGUUGCUGCUUUGUGUGUCUGUGACUUGUCCCCAGCACAGUGUGAUGUCAACUGCUGUUGUGAUCUGGACUGCAGCUCCACGGACUUCAGUGUCUUUUCUGCCUGCUCAGUUCCAGUUGUCACGGGUGAUAGCCAGUUUUGUAGUCAAAAAGCAGCCAUUUAUUCACUGAAUUUUACAGCAAACCCACCGCAAAGGGUAUUUAAACUUGUUGACCAGGUCAACCCAUCCAUUUUCUGCAUUCAUGUUUUGAACUAUAAACCUGCAUUAUCAUUUGUUAAUCCAGAAGUGCCUGAUGAAAACACUUUUGAUAGAUUCAUGAAAACAUCUGGUGGUUUUACACUGAAUGCAGAAUCAGAUGCUUCUUCCACAACCAACUCGGGUGCUUCUGGUGCUGCUAAAUAUAAGUAUGGGGUCCCUGUGCAGACUUCAAGUGCAUCUUCAAACUCAUUUCUGAGACUUCCUUCGCCCCUCGCAUCAUCGCUGUGCUCUGAUAAUAACCCUGCAGCAUUUCUGGUGAACCAGGCUGUCAAGUGCACCAGAAGGAUGCAUUUAGAACAGUGUGAAGAAAUUGAAGCCCUUAGCAUGGCUUAUUAUAGCAGCCCUACAAUUUUGAGGGUACCUAAUUCAGCAACACAGGUCCCCAUCACCGUUCAGUCCAUCACCAUUCAGUCCUUAAAUAAAACGCUGACCCGGCUGGAGUCCACUGGUGUGCUGCAGCCAGCUCUCAUUGGUGCCGGGGAGGACAAAACCUGCACUAAUGUCGUUCUCCAGGUAAAGUACAGCCUCACAUACACAGACAGAGGUAAAAUAUUGGAAGCAGGUGUCUCGUUUCUACUAGGGACAGUCCGCAGCACAGUGGCUGCCCUGCAGCAAAAGUUUGAAAUUCGCUUUAUCCAGCAAAACACAAAACCAGUUCCUCUCAGUGGAAACCCUGGUUAUGUCGUGGGCCUCCCGUUAGUGGCAGGGUUCCAGCCUCAGAAGGGGUCGGGGAUCACUCACACCCUGAAUAGAUAUGGGCAACUUACUGUUCUUCGUAGCACGACUGAGCAAGACUGUUUAGCAAGCGUGGGGCUCCGGACCCCGGUGUUGUUUGGUUACAAUGUCCUGUCUGCUUGUCAGCUGAGACUGACCAGUGCUAUCUCAUGUCAGCUGGCUGCGCAGAAGGUGAGGGACCUGCUGAAGGGCCAGGGCUUCCCAGACUACGUGGCCCCAUUUGGAAAUUCCCGACCGCAGGACCUGCUGGACUGGGUCCCUGUCCACAUUGUCAGUCAGUCAUCCAACAUGAAGGGUUCUUGCCAGCUCCCUGUAGCUUUGGUUAUCGAGGUGAAGUGGACGAAGUACGGGUCCCUGCUGAACCCCCAGGCCAAAAUAGUAAAUGUCACUGCAAAUUUCAUAUCCUCGCUUCCUGAGACCCGCUCAGGCAAGGACAGGACGAUUGUCAUCUCCACCGCAGUCACAUUUGUGGACGUGUCUGCACCUGCGGAGGCUGGUUUCAGAGCACCACCCACCAUCAAUGCCAAGCUGCCCCUCAACUUUUUCUUCCCGUUUGUGUAAUAAUGCUCCUGUGAAAGGCUGCGCUGGUCCACCACCCACGUGAAAUUUCAAAACUAUAUUUGCUGAGGUUAAAUUUUAUAUACAACUAGUACUUGUCCAGCUUCAUUGGUCAUUUU